Molecule: messenger RNA, 1336 nt
Organism: Raphanus sativus (radish)
Lineage: Eukaryota; Viridiplantae; Streptophyta; Magnoliopsida; Brassicales; Brassicaceae
Product: GDSL esterase/lipase EXL1
Biological process (GO): lipid metabolic process
Cellular component (GO): extracellular region
Molecular function (GO): lipase activity
Source: RefSeq, a predicted model, not a curated record
CAAGGCUCUCUCACACAUAUACAUUUACUUACAUAGUAAACUAUGGACCGACGUUGUUCUAUUCAUCAUCACAUCAUUUCGUAUCUUUUUCCCUCUUCUACGUCCAUACUAUUUUUGUGUAUUUCAUUCCUUGUGUUUUUUACUACAACCACUAAUGCUUUAGUGAGACUUCCGGAGAACACGACCGUUCCAGCUAUAAUAGUGUUCGGAGAUUCAAUUGUUGAUGCCGGAAACAACGACGAUUUGAUAACGGAGGCUAGAUGUGAUUAUCCUCCUUAUGGUAUUGAUUUCGAUGGUGGAGUUCCUACGGGAAGAUUCUCCAAUGGAAAAGUCCCCACUGAUAUUCUAGCGGAAGAAUUAGGGAUUAAGCCAACUAUACCAGCAUAUCGAGAUCCUAAUCUAAGACAAGAAGAUCUUCUAACCGGUGUAACAUUUGCUUCGGGUGGUGCUGGUUAUGUUCCUUUGACAACACAAAUAGCGGGAGGAAUACCAUUAUCGCAACAACUGAAACUUUUUGAAGAAUAUAUAGAGAAAUUGAAUGGAAUGGUGGGACAAGAGAGGACAACAUUCAUAAUUAAGAAUAGCUUGUUCGUUAUUAUAUGUGGUAGUAACGAUAUCGCAAACAACUUCUUUACUCCUACGACUCAGCUCCAAUACAACGCGGCUUCUUUCACUGCUCUUAUGGCCGACAAUGCUCGCUCUUUUGCUACGACACUGUACCAAUAUGGUGCAAGAAGAAUACUUAUGUUUGGUGCACCACCAAUAGGAUGUGUCCCUUCGCAGAGAACUGUGGCUGGAGGACCAACAAGGGAUUGUGUUGUUCGGUUUAAUGAUGCGUGUAAACUUUUCAAUGCUAAACUCUCUGCAAAUAUUGAUGGCUUGUCAAGAACCCUACAAGACACGACUUUAAUAUAUAUUGACAUCUAUGAUCCUCUUCUUGAUCUCAUCUUAAACCCUCAACAAUAUGGAUUUAAGGUGAGUAAUUUAGGAUGUUGCGGAACCGGGUUAAUAGAAGUGACUGCUUUAUGCAACAACUAUACAGCUGCUGUAUGUCCCGUAAGAUCAGAUUAUGUGUUCUGGGACAGUUUUCAUCCCACUGAAACAGCUUACAGAAACAUAGUUGCAAAGCUUCUUCAGAGAUAUCUCAACAGAUUCUUCUAGUUAAUUUAUAUAUAGCACCUACUUUUUAACAUGUUGGCCAUACUUCAUUUAAUAUUUUGAAUUAUCAUUACAAAGGCAAAGAUAAAUUAUGCUUUUUAAAAUCAUCUUUUCUCUUUUCCAUAGCUUGUAAUUAUCUUUUAUGAUAUUUUGUGGUUAUAUAAAGAAUGUUCCUGUA